This is a messenger RNA of Pristis pectinata (smalltooth sawfish), 4141 nucleotides long. RefSeq names its product centriolar satellite-associated tubulin polyglutamylase complex regulator 1 (gene cstpp1). The transcript has 9 exons. The coding region runs from base 196 to 1161 and encodes 321 amino acids. The record is from RefSeq and is a predicted model, not a curated record. Lineage: Eukaryota; Metazoa; Chordata; Chondrichthyes; Rhinopristiformes; Pristidae.
UAGACGGCACUGAUCCCGGAACCAAAGCUCGGCACCGACUAGGUUGAGACGGUAACUAUUUGCGGCAGCACCUUGCUUGGGAAGCUGCUGUUAUGGUAACCGGAGCCAACAAGGUGUACAAGUACGCGGAGCUUUCGGUAAAGACCGGCACCCGAUCUCUGCUUCUGCAUUCUUGCUGGACCAGGUGCAGGGAGGAUGAGUGCCGACCGGUUUUCGCUGUCGGCCGAGGAGUAUUUGGGCCAGACCCAUGUUUUAACUUACAUUGAGGAUGCAGUGAGUCAACUACUAGAAUAUAAGGAAGAGCAUAGUAAAAUUGGGAUUACCAGAUUCCUCGCUGAAUAUUUCAUCAGUGUUAAACAUGGAAGUCACAUUUUGUUUCGUGAGUUCAGCUUUGUCAAAGCCACCCCCUACAACAGAGCUUCAUUUAUACGAAUGUUCUGGCAGUGCUUUCGACAGAUAGGCAAGAAUGGAGAUCUUCUGACGGUAAUGGAGUACCAUUCCUUACUUCAGCUUAUUUGUCAUGACUUUCCAAUGGAUCUUGCCCAGAAAACAGCAAGGAUUAUUCUCAUGGAUGAUGCAAUGGACUGCCCAAUGUCAUUUGUGGACUUUUUGUAUGCAUUCCAGUUACAGUUCUACUAUUGUGAAUUUCUUGAAAGCAUUGCUAUAAUUUAUCAAGAUCUUCAUAUGGGAAAGAAUCCAAACACUGUGAUUGUACCAACUUCUUCAACUGAACAAUCCCAGUCACCAACUAGUGAUACACCAACUCAAGAGGGUGUUGACGCAUCUCAGUUUUAUGACUGUUUGGAAACACUCUGUGACAGGUAUAAGCACAACUACCCACCAACUUCAUAUCUUAAGCAGAUCCUCCACAAAGUGGAACGAGUGACUUUCUUUGGAUUUCUGAUGGCUAUUGUAAAGCAUGAGGGGAUUAACUGCAAAUUGGGAAUUGUGCCGAAUAAGGGAGAACUUUUUAAAGAUUCAGAAAUGGACCAAGAGCUUGAGAAAUUUAUUGAUCACAUACUCAGUAAUCCAACCACCAGUACUCCUACACACAAGGAACCAACCCGAAAAACCACUCAUCGUAAGACUUUGCCUCAUCGUAAGAAAGUGGACAUUGAGAGUGAUGGAUCAACUGAAGAAACUGAUUCCUCUGAAAAUUGACUCCAUCUUUGUAUUAAUUUCUCAUUUCAUUGUAAAAUCUUCAGUUUUACUAUGUUUGUUAAAAUGUAAGUUUGAAUCCAAAUUGGAUUAAUAGGAUGAAGAUUGUCUAUUUCUGCUACUUUUCCUAAAUUAGUAUUAGGUCAACUCAACCCAGUUCUAUUUGAAUCUUGCGCAAGUGAAAAAAAUAUCUGGAGAUGAUACUGUUAACGGUGAAAGGCUGUAAGAAAUGAGUUAAGGGCACUGUGCUGUGCACCUAACCUGUUCUAUUCCUUAUCAUUGAGCUACAUCAUCUUGAUAAGAGGAAAAAGUAAAACCAUUUCUGUCCACCUACUUUGGAUGGAAUACUGGAGAGUCAGAAAUCUUGGCUCAACUGCAGCAGUAGAAUCACAGUGGAAUGAAUCCUCACUGUCUGAACCUAGAAACUGAUGAUGCAUCUCAAUAAAGCUCUGCUCAAGAUGUUUCUAGGUAUAAUGACCAUUCUCAUAUUAUUUGUCCUAUGGUCAAGAGAGUUUGUAAAGGAAUUCUAGUAUUGUAACUAACUCAAUCACCCUGUAGCAAUCAGAAGAGGAGAUUGGUUUCAGCAGUGACAAUGUGUAGUUGAACAUCAUUUGUCAAUGGUAACAACUUGAAAAACUGAUGAGGGCUAAUUGUUGAGGGCUUUCAUUCUCAGUAAAACUUAUCACCUACAAAAGAGAUCAAAAACUUAAAAGAAAGUUACAAAACUCUCCACUUAAUGUGUCAGCAGAGGUGAAAUUCAUUAAAACAAUAACUUGAUUAAUCGAAAAAAAAUUUGAACAGAACAAAAACUAGCCAAUUAAUCCAGAGCUUCAUAUAUGCAUAUCGUUUACCCAAAAUUUUCUGAUUCAAUUCAUUUGGGCAUGUGCUGCUUGUGACUGCUCAGUUGGAAGUAUUAGCAGCUGCCAUGUUAAGUGCAGCUGAAUUGAGUGCAGAUUUACUUUGAGGUUUCAGAUAAAAUUCACCUCUACAGUGAAAACCACAGCAUUGUAAAAACAAGCCAACUAUGCUACUACAUCGUAAAUUGAGCGAUUAAAUAGUUCUCUGAUUUCUGCAUGGUUGUCAGAUAUUUCUGCCAUUAAACAGUACAAGAUUUAGUUUUUAGUUAUAUUGCUUUAUGGAAAGAAAUAAUUAUGAUUCACAUGAAAUAUUCUCCCAGUGUUUGUCAAAUUACUGUUGUGGCAUUUUGGAAAUUGUCUCAGAAUAUAGAAAUAAGAACAGAUUUUGAAUCAAAAUAUCAAAUGUGUUUUUCAAUUGAAAAACAAUGUGCUGAAUACUUUCUCUUAUUUUAAGCUCAUAUCUAAACUUAUGGAGUUGCCCAUUUCAUCAGUUUACAAAAGUGAAGAGAUUAUUCUUGUGUUCAGUCUCAUACAAUUGUAGCCAUAGUCUCAUUUCCUUAUCCUGAUUUUGUACUAAAUGCCUUGGUAUUCACCAAAUUCAGUUAGUUUCCAAACUGAGAUGUGUUCGCUGCCAACAUAAGUGUCUUAUUUUUGCUGACUUUCUGUAUUUUUGUUUAGAAACCUAUUACCGGGUUGUGUUUACUCCAUACAGAUACACAUGAUAAAAUGUGAGAGUCUACACCUACUAGGUAACACAUUGCAGCACAAAUCUGGUCCAAACAUUCCAUGUUCAGUUUUAUCCUCCACAUGAGCUGUUAUGCUAAUUAGAGUUGCAAUUCUUCUGCAUGCACUCAUUAUUUCCUCUACAUACAUAACAAUUUUAAGUGUCCAUGGCCUCUAUUUCAAUCACUAAUUAUGAAAUGCAUCCCUUAACAUUCUCUAUAAAACAAAUUUCCAGCUGCUCAGUCCACCCUUUCAUCGUUUUAAGCAGGUCUAUAAAAUCUUUAUCCAAUGAAAACAAAUUUAAACUCAUUACUCCCUCAUUACUUCAAUGAUAUAAAAUCUAGAAUCCCCUACGUUCUUCUCCAACUCCUACCCAUCAUUUUCCAUAGCAAUAUUUUUAGUUCCGUGAAUCCAUUUACAAGCGUAUUUUAAUUACAUAUGCACUGCUGUCCAAAGCUUUUGCUGACCAUCAACUAUUCCUGCCAGAUUUUUCAUCACCUUUAGUACCUCCUAUGGCAGCAGCACGUUGUCAUCAUAUUUCCUAGUCUAAACCAAAUGUUCGGCUAUUGUGCAAGCAUAUUAGAUGCCGAAGCAUUGUUGCAUCCUAUUUACCAAGAAAAUACAAAAAGCCCGGAAAUAAAUCUUAAAGUAGCCAGUGACAAUCAUUGUAUUUCUCUUGUCUUUCUUUCCUUCCUUACCUUUUUACCUGAUUGCCACAUGUGGAUUUUGAAAGAUAAAAUAACAUUGGACCUGACUGGUAAUCCAUAUGCUCACAAAUGUAAUUUUAUAUUUGCUGUUCUGUUCCAAUGCAAGUUUAAUUCACUGCUAAAUUUUGCACAUUAGUGAAAUGCAAAUGCACUAAAAAAGGAAAACAAAGAAAUGUUUUCAUUUAUACACUCCCUCUCAUAUUCCUUUCAAGACAUCCUAAAGCACUUUAAAGCCAGUGAAGCAUUUUAAGUGUAGCUUCUGAUGUAAUGGAGGAAAUCCAAUUUGCACAAAACAAACUCCCACAAACAGCAGCGUGAUAAUAACAAACUCCCACAAACAGCACCAGAAGAUUUGAUUUAGUAAUGUUGAGUGACUACAACUAUUGGCUUAGAUACUGGGAAUGACUUCUCUACUUUCCUUUGAGAAGGCAUCAUGUGAUCUUUAAAUCCACUGGACAGACCAUGUGAUAGGCUUGGUUUAAUCUGUCAUCCAAAAGACAGCAUCUUUUCUUCAGUACUACAUGUCCUAGUACUAAGUAUGAUUCUUAAAACAGUUGUUGAUGAGUCAGGUCAUAAGGAAGACAAAGGGAAGAAUCAACAACCCUUGCACCAGCUAUCUGCUGGAGGAAUUCAUCAGGUUGAGCAGCAUCUGUGGGGAGAAAGGAAUGGUCGACAUGUUGUGUCUUGAUGCAGGGU